AUGUGCGGAAUCGUCGCGAUCCUGCGCUCCAUGAUGCCCGAGGCGGAGCUGCGCCAGGCCGCGCUGGCUGCCGGCAAGAAGAUCCAGCACCGCGGCCCGGACUGGAACGGCGUGCGCGUGUUCCCGGAGCGCGGCAUCGCCAUCGAGCACGAGCGCCUGGCCAUCAUCGACCCGGAGUCGGGCGCGCAGCCGCUGGUGAGCAACGACCCGGAGCGCAACAUCACGUGCAGCGUGAACGGCGAGAUCUACAACUACCGCGAGCUGGCGCAGACGCUCAAGACGCCGUACCAGUUCAUGACCAAGUCGGACUGCGAGAUCAUCAUCCCGCUCUACCUCGAGCACGGCCCGGACUUCGUGCACCUGCUGCGCGGCAUGUUCAGCUUCGUACUGUACGACCACCGCAAGGACUUCUUCCUCGCGGCCCGCGACCACAUGGGCAUCACCCCCAUGUACUACGGCUACGGCGCGGACGGCAGCGUCUGGUUCGCCUCGGAGAUGAAGGCGCUCGAGGACGGCUGCGUGCGCUUCGAGGUCUUCCCGCCCGGCCACGUGUUCACGAGCGACACGGAGACGUGCAAGCCCUGGUACACGCCCGAGUGGUACGCGCCCGGCCACCUGGGCAAGACGCCGCUGGACCUGCCGGCGCUGCGCGAGGCCUUCGAGGCGGCCGUCAAGCGCCGCAUGAUGGCCGACGUGCCCUGGGGCGUGCUGCUCUCGGGCGGCCUGGACUCGUCCCUCGUGGCCUCCAUCGCCGUGCGCGAGAAGAAGAAGCUCGUGGCGCAGGGCGGCGAGUGGAUCAACAAGAUCCACUCGUUCACCAUUGGCCUCGAGAACUCGCCCGACCUCAAGGCCGCCCAGGAGGUGGCCGACUUCCUCGGCACGAUCCACCACUCGUACACGUACACGAUCCAGGAGGGCCUGGACGCCGUGUCCGAGGUCAUCAAGCACCUGGAGACGUACGACGUGACCACGAUCCGCGCCUCGACGCCCAUGUUCCUCAUGUCCCGCAAGAUCAAGGCCAUGGGCAUCAAGAUGGUGCUGUCCGGCGAGGGCGCCGACGAGGUCUUCGGCGGCUACCUGUACUUCCACAAGGCCCCGAGCGCCGAGGCCUUCCACAAGGAGACGGUGGCCAAGCUGCAGGCCCUGCACCAGUACGACUGCCUGCGCGCCAACAAGGCCACGAGCGCCUGGGGCCUCGAGGCCCGCGUGCCGUUCCUGGACGCCGACUUCCUGGACGUGGCCAUGAACAUCGACACGCGCGAGAAGAUGAUCGACGCCAAGGCCAAGAAGUUCGAGAAGUACAUCAUCCGCAAGGCCUUCGACGACAAGGAGGACCCGUACCUGCCCGAGCACAUCCUGUGGCGCCAGAAGGAGCAGUUCUCGGACGGCGUCGGCUACGGCUGGAUCGACUCGCUCAAGGACCUGGCCGAGAAGACGGUCACGGAGCGCCAGAUGAAGCACGCCGAGCGGCUAUUCCCGUACAACACGCCGCAGUCCAAGGAGGCCUACAUGUACCGCAGCAUCUUCCAGCACCACUUCCACCGCGAGGUGGCCGCGCAGACCGUGCCCGGCGGCCCCAGCAUUGCUUGCAGCACCCCCGCCGCUAUCGAGUGGGACGCCGCCUUCAAGAACGCCGCCGACCCGUCCGGCCGCGCAAUCGCUGGCGUGCACGUGGACGCCUACGCCGAGUAA
Phytophthora sojae is the source of this 1692-nucleotide messenger RNA. RefSeq lists its product as hypothetical. Bases 1 to 1692 code for a protein of 563 amino acids. The transcript has a single exon. Gene Ontology annotation, cellular component: cytosol. The record is from RefSeq and is a predicted model, not a curated record. Gene Ontology annotation, molecular function: asparagine synthase (glutamine-hydrolyzing) activity. Lineage: Eukaryota; Oomycota; Peronosporomycetes; Peronosporales; Peronosporaceae.